GUACUCUUCUAAUUCCAACAGAACCAUGCAGCGUUUCUCAUUUCCUCAAUUCUUGAUCCUCACGGCUUGCCUCUCACUUUGUUUGGUUGCUAAAGCUGAUCUUCAACCUUUUCAACAGCAAGCAAAUGCAGAUGGGUCUCUGAGUUUCUUGGUCGUUGGAGAUUGGGGAAGACGAGGACUCUACAACCAAUCUAAAGUCGCUACCCAGAUGGGAAUAAUUGGAGAGAAAGCACAGACAAACUUCGUCAUCUCCACCGGCGACAAUUUCUACGAUGAUGGCUUGACAGGGCCGGAUGAUCCAGCCUUCAAUGAGUCAUUUUCCAACAUAUACACUGCCCCAAGCUUACAUAUACCUUGGUACAUUGUGUUGGGCAACCAUGACUAUAGGGGUGAUGCUUUAGCACAACUAAAAAUUGACCGUAGAUGGUUUUGCUCCAGGCCAUUGUUCAUUAUAUAUUCAGCAAUCGCAGAGUUUUUCUUCGUGGACACAACCCCAUUUGUGGAUGACUACUUUACAAAUCCAAAGGAGCAUGUCUAUGACUGGAGAGGUGUGCUUCCUCGAGAGGAUUACCUUCCAAAACUCCUGAAGGAUCUGGAUGUAACACUGAAAAAUUCCCGUGCAAAAUGGAAAAUUGUGAUCGGUCACCAUACAAUUAGAAGUGCAGGACAUCAUGGUAACACCACUGAUCUUGUAACCCACCUUCUCCCAGUCCUUAAGGCAAACAAAAUAGAUUUUUAUAUAAACGGACAUGACCAUUGCUUGCAACACAUCAGUGAUCCGGACAGUUACUGCAGUAAAAUUGAGUUUUUUACCAGUGGAGGUGGCUCCAAGGCAUGGAGAGGUGAUAUAAAGUGGUGGGAUCCAAGAGAAUUGAAGCUGUAUUACGACGGCCAAGGUUUUAUGUCAGUACAAAUGACUAAAACCCGCGCUGAUAUACAAUUCUAUGAUGUCUCUGGCAAUGUUUUGCACAAAUGGAGAAAAUCCAAAGAGGUCAACUCAGCCACGCAUAGGUUUCCAAUGCUUGGAAGAAAAGCUCUGAUGUAUGAAGGAAGAGUUGUAUAA
This is a messenger RNA of Rosa chinensis, 1063 nucleotides long. Its product is annotated as purple acid phosphatase 4. Gene Ontology annotation, molecular function: ferrous iron binding; ferric iron binding; acid phosphatase activity. The coding region runs from base 26 to 1063 and encodes 345 amino acids. NCBI's taxonomy places the organism in Eukaryota, Viridiplantae, Streptophyta, Magnoliopsida, Rosales, Rosaceae. The record is from RefSeq and is a predicted model, not a curated record. The transcript has 7 exons.